Molecule: messenger RNA, 975 nt
Organism: Trachymyrmex septentrionalis
Lineage: Eukaryota; Metazoa; Arthropoda; Insecta; Hymenoptera; Formicidae
Product: protein lethal(2)essential for life-like
Exons: 1
Coding region: 150-764 (204 amino acids)
Biological process (GO): protein refolding; response to heat
Molecular function (GO): protein folding chaperone
Source: RefSeq, a predicted model, not a curated record
CUGUCGAUUGAAAGCAAUCGCAAGUUUAAUCAGUGCGAAUCGUUGCUAGAAAACGAAUCGGCUCGCUAACAAUUAACUCUCAACCGAGUUUCAUCAGCCAAUUUCAUUCGAGAUCUUCCGUCUCUUUAUCAAGUCUUUCUUGAGAAAACAUGUCUCUGGUGCCGUUGCUAUUCUCCGACUGGUGGGAAGACCUGGAAUAUCCACAUCGGAUUUUCGACCAAAACUUCGGCCUCGGAGUUUCUCCGGAACAACUGACACAUCCCAACAUUCUCGAACGCUUCGCGCUGCAACAACCAUCCCGGCGUCUACGUCCAGGACCUAUGAUGUUUUAUAAUCGACCAUGGGGCGAACUGUUACGCAGCAGAGAAGAAGGUGGUAUAUCGACCGUUAAGGCAGAUAAGGACAAGUUCCAGGUGACGUUGGACGUGCAACAGUUCAAGCCGGAAGAGAUCAAUGUCAAAGUCGUGGACAAAUUCGUGGUAGUCGAGGCCAAACACGAGGAGAAGCAGGACGAGCACGGCUGGAUCUCACGGCAGUUUGUGCGCAAAUACAUGAUACCUGAACAGUGCGAUAUCGAUCAGGUGUCGUCGAGCUUGUCAUCAGAUGGCAUGCUGAGCAUCACCGUACCUAGGAAGGAUAAACCGAAGACGCAAAACGAACGGACGAUCAAGAUCCAGCAUACCGGCAAACCGGCGAUCCAGGAGAAGGCUCAGGAAAAGGCUCAGGAGAAGGCUCAGGAAAAAACUCAGGAGAAGAAGAAGUAAAAAUAGAGUAGAAGAUAAAAAUUAAUCGUAUAUCGUGUUGUUUCUGUGAAACCUUGUUUUUCUGUUUUAUAUUCAUAUAAUAAUAUAAUAUAUAUAAAAAUAUGAUUAUUUUUUCUCUGUGAAAUCGGAUAUAGUAUCGAAAAUUUAUGCAUGUGUUUUUCAUUUUUAUUUUUAUGUAAAUAAUCGAAUAAAUCAAUUCGGUGGAUGUUAA